Penicillium brasilianum is the source of this 3149-nucleotide messenger RNA. The record is from the annotation of a GenBank genome assembly. NCBI's taxonomy places the organism in Eukaryota, Fungi, Ascomycota, Eurotiomycetes, Eurotiales, Aspergillaceae.
UCCUUCUACGUCAAGUUCCCGUUUCUAAGCUCUAGGCUGUAGGCCUUUUCCUCGUCAUACGAAUACCAUGCCAUGGCAGAUAUCAAUUCUAAAAACAGCGUUGCCUGCCGGGUACUGAUAUUGUUGGAAGAAGGGGAAGUAGCACAGAGGUAACGAUCUAGAUAGCAGCCUCCCCGAAAAAUGACAAGCGCUCCACAGAGCAAUCGUUUGCUAGUACCCACCUCCUGAGAUUCUACCUGCUUGUGAUGAGUCGCCACGAUGAGUCGUUGCGAUGAGUCGUUGGAUUCCGGGAUUUUUUUGGGGAAGCAGUGGCCCCAGCCUGUUUGAAUCGUUCUCAAUCGCCCUUUUCUUUUCACCCUCACCCUUCUCAUUCUCUUCUUCUUUUCUCCCACCCCACCUCUCCCACCAUCACUCCCCUCGCAGUCUCUGCUCCCACCCCUCCUUGACGCUUCGUUCUCGCUGCGUUCCCACUGCCCAUUCCCACUAUUCACUUGCCAACCAUCUCAAUCGCAUCUUCAAAAUGAUGCUCUUUGAUGGCCCCUUGAUGGAAAUCAUGCCUCUCACUGAUAAGAGACAAGUUAACGGCCAGCAGCCCUGCGCUGUCGGCGACACCCUCAUCCUUGAGAAGCGUGGCCCAGAGCUACAGCCCCUGGACGCCAUCAUGUGCGCUCCUGGUUACUGGGUUCCUGCUAAUCCAGUCACUGGCCCCGCCUUUGAUCUCUCGGGUAGUCUCCUGAUGAACGAGAAUCUCAAGAAGGAUGGCCAGAACUACGCCAUCACUAAUGAAAGUGUCAGGGACGUCGCGGACAAGGACAUCGUUGCUGGCAAGAACCUCGCUACCAAUGACCUUGGCAUCAAGAAGGACAUUGGCAAGACCAAGAUCCGUGUUCCUUUCGUCGGAACUUGUUUCGUCGGAAAUCCAAACGUCGCAACUGUUCAGGACCUUAUCCAGUCGACCUCCACGGAUGCCCAAACCCUCGCUGGCACCAACCCCGAGGCAGACGUCUUCAUUCCGCAAGCUGAGAUUGAUGCUCUCCACGCUUACGACCCCAACCCCGGCUUGGCCAGCAAUGAGGCGUUCAUGGCAUCUUACGCCGUCUGGAUUGCCAAAGUCGCCCGCAACGGCUAUAGGUUGCCUAUCGAGACUUCUUCCCGUAGCCCCGUCAAGAAGUCCCGUUACCUUCCUGCCCGCGUCCUCCUUUUCAAGGACGUUCCCAACUGGCUUAACCUCUCCGAUGUCUUCGGUCUCGUCUAUGGUGGUGCUGUCGAGCACAUCUUCCGUUCGGAGAUGGCGGAGAUUACCGUGAUCUUCUGCGAGGAGGCAGCCUGCAACGCGUACCUGUCCGUCCACGCCAACGGCAUCCGUGUCAAGAAGACUGGCAGCGAUGACGAGUAUGUCACCAUGCUCGUUGAGAAGGCUCCCCGUGGUCAAGAGAUCACUUCUGCCAUGCAGAGCAAGAUUGCCUCUGGUGGCUCCCGCGUGGUCCGUGUGGACGGUGUCUUCGACGCAGAGAAGACCAAGGCGUUGACUGGCCUCGCCUUUAACUACGAACUGGAUCACAUGCAGUUCUACAGCGAGAAGGAGAAGGCUAUCCCUGCCCUCUUCUUCUUCUGCGGCAUUGUCGACGCUUGGGCUUUCAAGCAAAAGCUCGAUGACAACGAGGAGUGGGCCAACCACACCACCGAGUUCGUGGCUGACCCGAGCAAGGUCGCCACGGGCUUCCACGACAAUGCCGUUCCUAACCGGAUGGCCACCGCUGUCGUCGCCGCCGCCUAAUCGCAUUCCGUUUCCCCGAACUUGCUUUAUCCCGACAAUUCGACAUGAUCGAGACAGAGCGUGGUACGCACGACUCUCUGACCACCAAGGGAUACAUGGUCCACCUUCUGGCGUUUGGGGAAUCGUCAUUGCGAUCAAGGCUUUGCUUUUCUUGUUUCCAUGUGCACUUUCCGAGGAGGAAUGAAAGGGGAUAUCACAAAGAUGCACAUCUGAUCGACACAUACAGAGAUUCAGAGAUCGGUUCACUAGGAACCGAUCUAGAAAUCUGAAGAUAAUCUGGGAAUUGCAGCUUCAUCCGUAGCUUACUUCGUACUCUAAACUCGAUUUGCAAAAGUACGAACCUUGGUAGAAGAUUCACCCUGUCAAAGAAAUUAACCACCGACAAAGUCCCGUCGAGUGACUCGAGUCAUGUCCAUCACACAUUUAAUAACUAAUGCAUAUCCAGCUGCAAGGUCAGACAGGUGAUCAUACCACGAUGCGGUCAUCCCUUCCCAUCUCAUUCGUUGCUCUGGUUCGUAACGCCGAAUCCUCCACUAUCCAUCUGCCCAUACAUUGAUCCGCAAACAUUCACGAUCCCCCGUUCCCCCUCGACCGGUCAUCAGCACUAGCCCAUCUCGCCACGAAUCUAGCACGACGAGGCUACGGCGAUGGCUUGUUUUUGAGGAUUUCCAUUUGCUCGGAUAUUCUGUCCGCGCGACCCGCCCACCAUGGCUUCGGGUAAACUAGCACGAUCGCGUUAAUCGAUGUACUCGAUGAACGCUUCCGUGAUGAUUUGGUUCGAGGGUAUGGAUUGAAGAUACAAGGCUCCUUCCUCUAGGGAUCUGUGUUUUUUUUUUCUUUUUCUUUUUCCUUUUUUUUUGCUUUUUGUGCCCUCGGUUGAAGGCCGUAGGUACGACCGGGCAUACAUUAUCCUAUGGUGGGGGGUCUGAACCAUUUCCAGGGCUUGCGGCGCCAAAUGCGUUCUGCGUGCGUUGGGGAGACGGGAUGCCUCGAGUUUUUGAGUAUUGAGUAUCGAAUGUUACCCACCAACACCGACAUUAACAUCAACGUGUCUGCAUUAGCCCCUCGCGGUGAAAUGGGUUCGAUUCUAUCAGUCAUUGGAGAUCCUUCAUAGCCGCUCAUGCACGCCCGCUAAAAGGCCCAAGCACACAAGCAUGUUCUAGCGCUGGAUGCCCUGUCCUCUUUACAUUGAUCUAGGGUCGCCUGCGUUAGGAUACAGCAGAGAGACCGGGGCAUACAUAUGAAUUCUCGACUGGAGAGUGCAUCCGCCCGUCGCAGAGCAGAGCAGAGCAGAGCUCCAGCUCCAACUCCAACUCCACCGGGCGUGUAUUCGUAAUCGCGUCCCCACAUCCCUGAACAGCCGAACUCUUGC